Hippoglossus stenolepis (Pacific halibut) is the source of this 2856-nucleotide messenger RNA. RefSeq lists its product as uncharacterized. Gene Ontology annotation, biological process: cell division; cytoskeleton-dependent cytokinesis; regulation of exocytosis. Gene Ontology annotation, cellular component: septin ring; microtubule cytoskeleton; synaptic vesicle. The record is from RefSeq and is a predicted model, not a curated record. Bases 191 to 1228 code for a protein of 345 amino acids. Gene Ontology annotation, molecular function: GTP binding; molecular adaptor activity; GTPase activity. NCBI's taxonomy places the organism in Eukaryota, Metazoa, Chordata, Actinopteri, Pleuronectiformes, Pleuronectidae. The transcript is spliced from 12 exons.
GCUCGACGGCCGUUGGCGACGAGAAGCUUCGCGGACGAGGGGCGGACGCUCGGGAGCGGUUUCCGGGUUUCCCUUCCUGGGCUGGGACGGCGGCGAGAGUCCAAAAAAAAAAAAGCUCCUGUUGAUUAAGAACAAUUCCGCUGAGGUGUUUUUACCAGUAAGCUCGUCAGACGUCCAGUAAACAGUAACGAUGUCUGAGAAAGGGAAAUUCCCAGAUGCGACAGGUUAUGUAGGUUUUGCCAACCUUCCAAACCAAGUUCACAGAAAAUCUGUGAAGAAAGGCUUUGAAUUUACCCUAAUGGUUGUAGGGGAGUCUGGUUUGGGCAAAUCGACACUUAUAAACAGCCUGUUUCUCACUGAUCUCUACCCUGAACGCUACAUCCCCGGUGCCGCAGAGAAGAUUGAGAGGACGGUGCAGAUUGAAGCAUCGACCGUUGAGAUUGAGGAGAGGGGAGUGAAGCUUCGUCUCACUGUGGUCGACACCCCUGGAUACGGCGACGCCAUCAACAGCCAGGACUGCUUCAAGACCAUCAUCCAGUACAUUGACAAUCAGUUUGAACGGUACCUCCAUGACGAGAGCGGACUGAACCGAAGACACAUUGUGGAUAACAGGGUGCACUGCUGCUUCUACUUCAUAUCUCCAUUUGGACACGGUCUAAAGCCGCUGGAUGUGGAGUUCAUGAAGGCCAUCCACAGCAAAGUCAACAUCGUUCCAGUCAUCGCCAAGGCUGACACACUGACACUGAGGGAGAGGGAUCGCCUGAAGAGGAGGAUCCUGGAUGAGAUCGCCGAGCACGGGAUCAGAAUCUAUCAGCUGCCUGACGCAGACUCCGACGAGGACGAGGAGUUCAAGGAGCAGACAAGAGUCCUGAAGGCGAGCAUUCCCUUUGCUGUGAUCGGCUCCAAUCAGCUGAUUGAGGUGAAGGGGAAGAAGAUCCGUGGUCGUCUCUAUCCCUGGGGAGUGGUUGAAGUGGAGAACCCUGAGCACAAUGACUUCCUCAAACUACGCACCAUGCUUGUGACCCACAUGCAAGACCUGCAGGAGGUGACUCAGGAUCUGCACUACGAGAACUUCCGCUCCGAGAGGCUGAAGAGAACGGGCAGGGCUGCGGAUGAGGAGGUGAUGGAUAAGGACCAGAUCCUGCUACAGAAAGAGGCCGAGCUGAGACGCAUGCAGGAGAUGAUCACUCAGAUGCAGGCGCAGAUGAAGAUGAAAUCUGACGAGUGAAAAGUUCGAAAGGAGCAGAGAAGAAAGCACAGUGAUCUUAAUAAGCACACACACACACACACACACACACACACACACACACACACACACACACACACACACACACACACACACACACACACACACACACACACACACACAGUCCUCCUCUGAAUCCGUCACUGCCUGUGGCCCCCUGCAGACCCACCAGGAGCCCAGGAUCACAUCAUCUUCAUCUGCACACCCAAUCAUCAUCAUCAUCUUCCCUCCAAACAUCCAUCAGGUGUUCACAAGUUCACCGUAUUUUUUUCUAUUUUUAAUUUGUUUUCAAAACCUCAAGACUCACUUUUCAAAAGUACGACCUCAAUAAUAUUUGAUUACUUGACAACAUUGACAUUUAUUCAUCAUUUAGUUGUUGACCUUAAUCGUGAUCCACAGAGCUGCCAGUGACAACGGUAUGAAGAGAGGAGACUGUUUACAAACAAAUAUGCAAUAAUCCUGCAUUUUGUUUAAGUCGAAGUCUCAGUUGACACAUUUUCCAAGUAUUUUGCUUUCAUUAUAAGUCUAUUUUGAACAUUUUUUAACUUAAAAGUGAAAAACAGUUUACUUAUCAUGCUUUUUAUUGGAUUGUGAGUCUUUGAGAAUCCAUCUUUGAACGGUUUCAAACUGUCAGAACGUGUUGGCUUCAGUCUCAUCACGCGAAGCCUUUUAAAUAUCACCACAGUGAAAUGUAAGCGUGGUUGUGAACGAGGUAAACUGUCCAUGUUUAGAACGAGGAAUCCUCUAGUGUCCGGGUUUCUGGGCAAAAUAUUUGCAUGUAGUUGCCUUAGAUUGGAAACCUUUAUUUUUUUUAGAGACAUUCAAUUUGAGGUGAAUGUUUGUCUUUUAGUUUGAAAAGCUGUUAAACAAAUUUACACUCCGUGACACAGAGAAACCACCAUUCUGUAGGAUCAUGCAUAAUUAAAUUAAAGUGCCAUGUUGUUAAUAUUUUUUUUAUUUAUCAUCAACGAUCUUAACGUCGGUGCCAAACCACAGACUUAAAACUAAUCAAACAAGUCCAGUGGUUUAUUGUGUAUUUGGUUUAGUAACAUUUGUACACUACAUGUGCAGUUCUUAAUAAUACUGUGUGUAGCUUCUCCCAUUUAAAUAUCCACUACUAUAAUAUUUAACUGCUAUUCGUGUAGACUCCCUCCAGCCUUCUGACUGUUCUCCAGCGGUGCCAUCAAACCGUCGUGGACGUUCCAUCAGCAUUAUUUUGUUUCUGUAUUUUGCUCUCAUGCAUAUUUGUCUGUUGUACUCACGUAGAAAACACAAUUAUUAUUUCUUAAUCAAAUGUCAGUAAAGUCUUGUUUUUUUAAAUGUCAACAUUUUUUACAUUUCUCUCUGCAAUAAAAAUGUGUUUAGAGAAAAAAAGCUUCAGGUACUGUCAGUUAAUUUGUUUUUAUCAGGUUCGUCUGAUAGAAAGAAAACAAAGUUCACAUCUUUCUUGCUGAAAUCUUCCUUGUUGUCCUCUUCAAAGAAUCUAAAUAUUAGAGUUUAGCAGAUAUUAUUUGUUUUUUAUUAAUAAAUUCCAUGUUUAAUGUACAAUAGAAAAUGGACCAGUAUCUUCAGUGCAAUAAAUGGCACAUAGUGACUUGUGGUUUAUUUAC